Molecule: messenger RNA, 1386 nt
Organism: Guillardia theta CCMP2712
Lineage: Eukaryota; Cryptophyceae; Pyrenomonadales; Geminigeraceae
Exons: 12
Coding region: 1-1386 (461 amino acids)
Molecular function (GO): protein binding
Source: RefSeq, a predicted model, not a curated record
AUGCCCACGAAAGAGCGGGAGGAGGCGGAGGAGAUGGGCGGGAGAGAGGAGGAGACGGCAGCGAAGAAGCCUCGGAGGCUCAUCGAACACUCGACCGACGUCCUUCCGCUGCAUUCCGGCAACGGCCGCGCUCAGCUAAAGGGAAGGAGGGAUGUGCAAGGCUGGAAUUCGUGCGGGUUGACCUUAUCAUCCUGCAGCGACGAUGCAGCGAGACUGAUCGACUUGUCGAUAGAGCAAGUGAUCGGAUGGUUCGGAGAUCCUUACCAGACUGCAGUGUUGUCUUCAGAGGCUGAUCCAUGCUGUGUGGUUCCCUACUGCAUCAUGCUGUGGCUCAAGUACCUGGGGUCUUCAGCGGGGGAGGACGAUCCUGUGAUCAUUGAAACCAUAGGCAAGGCAGAGAAGGCGCUAAGUGAACGAGCUCAUAGUGAACGAGAAAUCCUCCUCUUCACCUGCCUGAAAGAAUUGAGUGAGGGGAAGUUUGAAGAAUCACUGCUUCUUGUUGAAGAUUAUCUGUUACAGUACCCGUCGGAUGCGAUGGGCUUGAAGCUUCAGAAUGAUCUUUGUUACUUCACUGGGCAGAACUUCCGCAUGAGGGAUGGAGUGGCUCGAUGCCUGCCUGACCUUGAUGACGAGACGCGGUUUUACGGGUACAUGCUGGGGAUGUAUGCUUUUGUGCUAGAAGAGGCGUUCGACUACGACAAGGCGCAGCAGUACGCUCAAAGAGCCUUGCAGAAAAACUCGAAAGACGUGUGGGCGAUUCAUGCGAUGGCGCAUACGUUGGAGAUGCAGGUGGAUGAAACUGGCCAAUAUGAUCAAGCCUUGAGCGUGUACGAUAUGCAAAUAGAAUUCGAAGGGUUUCAAGUGGGCAAUCGUUGGGAAGCAGUUUGGCCGCUGGUAAGCCGCUGCUAUGCCGGAGGUCUGAGGGGAGCAUGUGACGACUGCUUGGAGUGGAUGAAGCAUGCCGGGGAUCACAGACUUGCCUUCAACGAUGCUCACAUCGCGCUGGCUGUCGGAGCGAGUGGCAAUCUCGUCAUUCAAAGGGAGACACUUGCUGCUUGGGAGAAAUUUUGCCUUGAUAGGAAGGAUGAUUCUCGAGCAUCGCUUGUCAAUCUUCGUAAUGUGUGCAUUCCCCUUCUUCGUGCAGUGUUGGCAUACAGGAGUUGUCGGUUUGACGAUUGCGUGAAUGAACUUCUCAGAGUUCGCUACCAACUCUACAUGAUCGGUGGCAGCAAUGCUCAACGGGAAGUAUUCUUUCUCUUGUUGAUUCGAGCGGGUCUGGCAAGCAAGAAUAAGAAAUUCAUUUCCCUUGUCAAGCAGCUUGUCAAUGAGAAAAUGGCAACUGACACCCAAUCAAGAAUGAUGAAACGACUUCUGGUGUCUGUCUAG